AUGCCCCAGCAACAGCGGGCGCCCUCUCGACCAAUCAGCUGCCAGCGCAACCCGCAGCGCGAGGCAGCACUGCAGUGUUGCCAGAUCAGAGGUGUUCCUCCAGAUCUAGAGGUUGUACGUUUCUGCUCAGGACAGUCUGCAGGUCUCCUGGCAACAACUCCAACUCAUGUUACCUCUCCUACCGUGGACAAGCCAAAGCCUGUCCUGACCCGGGAGCCUGCAGGAGAGAUAUUGGAAGGAGACACAGUCACUCUGAGCUGUGUGGUUGAGGGGGGCUCUGAUGGCUGGAGCUAUCUCUGGUACAAAGGCAGUCAGCACAGUACUCCAGUGUACCAGACUGACAGCAGCAGUGGAACUGGAGCCGGAUACACAAUCAGUCCUGCUGCUCUGUCCCACAGUGGAGAGUACUGGUGUCGAGCUGAAAGAGGGAGCAACCUGUUUAACUCAGACUACAGCAGUGCUGUCAAUAUACAAGUAUCAGAGUUGUUUACCAGCCCUGCUCUGACAGUGAUGCCUGAUGCCUCAGUGUGGGAGGGAGAGACUGUGACUCUGCAGUGUGGGGCUCUGAUAAAUAAACAGGGCACCCAGCUGCAGUACCACUAUAUCAAAGACAACGGGAAUCUGAGAGGAGCUGGAUCACGGGAUCCAUACUCAAUCCCAGCGGCACAGCUGAGAGACACAGGGAGCUACCAGUGUGAAGUGGAGGCAGCAGGGACUGGGGUGAAGAAAAUGAGUGAUAUUGUGUCACUGACUGUGAAAGAACGACCCCAGGCUGUCCUGACCCAGGAGCCUGCAUGGACUCAGAUAUUCAGAUCAGAGAGAGUGACACUGAGAUGUCAGGUUCAGGGGGAUUACACUGACUGGAGAGUCACAUGGUACAAAGCUGGGAAGAAUGCUCCAGUAACCCAGGAUUACUACAGCAGGAUAGAUGGUGACAGAUACACAAUUAGCUCUGCUACUCAAUACCACAGUGGAGAAUAUACCUGUAAAGGUGAAAGGACAGGUAACCCAUCGUACUCUAAAACAAGCGAUGCUCUUACACUGAGAGUAUCAGAACGACCCCAGGCUGUCCUGACCCAGGAGCCUGCAUGGACACAGAUAUACGAAUCAGAGAGAAUUACACUGAGAUGUGAGGUUCAGGGGGGUUACACUGACUGGAGAUUCACAUGGUACGUGGGGAAUGGUCCAGUAACCCAGGAUUACUACAGCAGGAUAGAUGACAAAUACACAAUUAGCUCUGCUACUAGAGACCACAGUGGGGAAUAUACCUGUAAAGGUGAAAGGACAGAUAACCCAUCGUACUCUAAAACAAGCAAUGCUCUUACACUGAGAGUAUCAGCUGGCAAGCCAAAGUCUGUCCUGACCCAGGAGCCUGCAGGAGAGAUAUUUGAAGGAGACACAGUGACUCUGAGCUGUGUGGUUGAGGGAGGCUCUGAUGGCUGGAAAUAUCGCUGGUACAAAGGCAGUCAGUACAGCACUUCAGUGUACUGGACUGACAGCAGCAGUGGAACUGGAGCCGGAUACACAAUCAGUCCUGCUGCUCUGAAUCACAGCGGAUAUUACUGGUGUCGAGCUGAAAGAGGGAGCAACCUGUUUAACUCAGACUACAGCAGUGCUGUCAAUAUACAAGUAUCAGAACGACCAAAGGCUGUCCUGACCCAGGAGCCUGCAUGGACACAGAUAUACAAAUCAGAGAGCGUGACACUGAGAUGUCAGGUUCAGGGGGAUUACACUGACUGGAGAGUCACAUGGUACAAAGCUGGGAGGAAUGCUCCAGUAACCCAGAAUUCCUACAGCAGUAUAGAUGGUGACAGAUACACAAUUAGCUCUGCUACUAAAGGCCACAGUGGAGAAUAUACCUGUAAAGGUGAAAGGACAGGUAACCCAUCGUACUCUAAAACAAGCGAUGCUCUUACACUGAGAGUAUCAGCUGGCAAGCCAAAGCCUGUCCUGACCCAGGAGCCUGCAGGAGAGAUAUUUGAAGGAGACACAGUCACUCUGAGCUGUGUGGUUGAGGGGGGCUCUGGUGGCUGGAGAUAUCUCUGGUACAAAGACAAGCAGUACAGCACUCCAGUGAACCAGACUGACAGCAGCAGUGGAACUGGAGCCGGAUACACAAUCAGUGCUGCUGCUCUGUCCCACAGUGGAGAGUACUGGUGUGGAGCUGAAAGAGGGAGAAACCCAUUUAACUCAGACUACAGCAAUGCUGUCAAUAUACAAGUAUCAGAGCUGCCCCAGACUACACUCACCCUGGAGCCUCCAUUCCCAGAGAUAUUCACCGGGGAGACAGUCACUCUGAGGUGUGCGGUUAAGGGGGGUUCUGCUGGCUGGAAAUAUCUCUGGUACAAAGACAGUGAGGUCACUCCAGUGCUCCAGACUGCUGACCGCAGUAUAACUGGUGACAGCUACACAAUCACUGCAGCUGCUGUAUCUGACCAGGGCCAGUACUGCUGUCGAGGACAAAGAGGAGAUCAGCCACUCUACUCACAGCUCAGUGAUAAAGUAAUAUUAACUGUGUCUGAGGUUCAUCCCAAGGCUGUCCUGACCCUGCAUCCUGCCUGGGCACAGAUAUUCACAGGAGAGACAGUCACCCUGAGCUGUGAGGUGGAGGGGGGCUCUGCUGGCUGGAGGUUUAAACAGUACAGAGAUGGACGUGAAGAGGCAGGGUGCAGUGAUCAAUACAGCAGGAGAGAUGAGGACAGCUGCACAAUCAGCAACGCUCAGCAUUACCACAGUGGAGUGUACUGGUGUGAGUCUGCAUCAGGACAGGAGCGCAGUAAUGCUGUCAACCUAACUGUGUCCAAUGAAUGGGUGAUCCUGCAGACUCCCCUCCAGCCUGCGAUUGAGGGAGACUCUCUGACUCUGAGGUGUCGUGUCCGCACAAAUUAUACAUUUACCAGGAUUGUCUUUUUUAAAGAUAAUGAAGAGAUUCAGUCCCCGAAUAACACAGAGCUGAGUGUGGAUCGUGUUUCAAAGAGUGACGAGGGGUCCUACAAGUGCAGAGCGAUGUGGAACUCCUCAACUUACUCUGGUGACUCUGCAGAGGUGCGGGUGUCAGUUAGAGAGCUGUUCUCCAGGGUGACUCUGACAGCCUCUCCAGGAGCCACAGUGAAGGAGGGAGAGGCUCUUAACCUGACCUGUGAGGCAGCAGUGAACAAAACCCCCCGCCCUCAACUCCACUACACCAUUGUGAGAGACGGGGAGCCUGUGACUAACAGCACUGACUCUGCACUGUACAGCAUAGCCAGCACUGAGAAGAGCCACACUGGGAGCUACACGUGUGCUGUGGAGUCACAGGGAGUGAAGAAGAGCAGCCAGGAGCUACACAUUGAACUGCAAACGUCCUGGCACAGCGCUGUUGCUAUUGGCUACAGAGUGAGCUUCACUCUGAUUCAUUUCAUUGUGUUCACUCUGCUGCUCCUUCAAUACUGCAGGAUCCAAGGUUCCCUGUGUAUUGCUGGCGGUACAUCACGGAAAACCUCGGAUCAGGAUCAGGAGCAGUCAGCAGAGAGGAUUGAGCUCUGCAGCCGUGUGCAGCACACUGGAGUGGAACUGCAAUAGUAUUGCACUGUCGUACUGAAGAUCAGCCUGAAUGCAUUGUCUUAGAACUGCUGUGAAUAUCUGUUCAAACUGCGGCUGUAGUUUACAGAAAAUGACCAUUGACUGGGGUAUUUUCUAAGACCUCAAAACAAAUGGAUUAUUCAUUGAUUGUUUGAUUUAAUUCAUUUAUUUAAUAGAUUGCUUGAUUGCACAGUGUAACUUUAAGUGCAUUACUGAACAAUGUAUGUAUUCAUAAGCUAUCCUUUAGUCAAUAAACUGCUAUAUUUUA
Messenger RNA from Acipenser ruthenus (sterlet), 3829 nucleotides. Its product is annotated as Fc receptor-like protein 5. NCBI's taxonomy places the organism in Eukaryota, Metazoa, Chordata, Actinopteri, Acipenseriformes, Acipenseridae. Gene Ontology annotation, molecular function: transmembrane signaling receptor activity. The coding region runs from base 1 to 3561 and encodes 1186 amino acids. The transcript is spliced from 17 exons. The record is from RefSeq and is a predicted model, not a curated record. Gene Ontology annotation, biological process: cell surface receptor signaling pathway.